This is a messenger RNA of Oncorhynchus gorbuscha (pink salmon), 1190 nucleotides long. Its product is annotated as ryanodine receptor 2-like. Gene Ontology annotation, molecular function: ryanodine-sensitive calcium-release channel activity. Lineage: Eukaryota; Metazoa; Chordata; Actinopteri; Salmoniformes; Salmonidae. Gene Ontology annotation, biological process: calcium ion transport. Gene Ontology annotation, cellular component: sarcolemma; smooth endoplasmic reticulum; sarcoplasmic reticulum membrane. The record is from RefSeq and is a predicted model, not a curated record.
ACGUUGGGACACCACCGAAAGGAGAGAGCGUUCCUCACGAGCAGCAGAUGAAGUUUUUUGGAAAGGUGGUCCUGCCAUUGGUCGACCAGUACUUCAAGAAUCACCGCCUCUACUUCCUGUCCACGGCCAUCCGACCAAUCAGCAGCGGGGGCCACGCCUCCAAUAAGGAGAAGGAGAUGGUGACAAGCCUGUUCUGCAAACUGGGACUUCUUGUCAGACAUAGGAUAUCAUUGUUUGGAAGCCAUGCUACCUCCAUAGUCAACUGUCUUCACAUACUGGGUCAGACACUGGACGCCAGGACGGUGAUGAAGACGGGUCUGGAGACGGUGAAGACGGCGUUGAGGACGUUCUUCGACAACGCAGCGGAGGACUUGGAGAAGACUUUAGAGAACCUGAAACAGGGCCAGUUCACUCACAGUCACUCCCAGCCCAAAGGAGUCACCCAGAUCAUUAACUACACCAGCAUAGCCCUGCUCCCUGUCCUCUCCUCCCUGUUCGAACACAUCGGGCAGAACCUCUUUGGGGAAGACCUCAUAUUGGAUGACGUCCAGGUGGCCUGUUAUAGGAUCCUCAACAGCCUGUAUAGUCUUGGUACCAACAACAGCAUCUACGUAGAAAGGCAGCGUCCAGCCCUAGGUGAAUGUCUUGCAGCGUUCUCGGGGGCGUUCCCUGUGGCCUUCCUGGAACCAGAGCUCAACCAGUUCAACAACUACUCCAUCUACAUUACCAAGGGCUCCCGGGACAGAACAGCUCUAGAUCUGCCCUUCCAGGUCGGAGAGAUGUGUCCAGUCAUCCCGUCCCUGGAGAAGUCUCUGGAGGAGAUCAUGGAUCUGGCUGAGUCCGGCCUGCACUAUACGCAGAUGCCUCACGUUAUGGAGGUGGUGCUGCCCAUGCUAUGCAGCUACAUGUCUCACUGGUGGGAGCACGGCCCAGAGAACAACCCUCCAGAGACUGCAGCCAGCUGCUGUACUCACCUCACCUCAGACCACAUGAAUAGUCUACUGGGCAACAUCCUGAAGAUUAUCUAUAAUAACCUGGGGAUCGACGAGGGGGCCUGGAUGAAACGGCUCGCAGUGUUCUCUCAGCCAAUCAUUGGUAAGGCAAAAGGGGGACUGUUGACCCACUUUCUGCCGCUGAUGGAGAAGUUGAGAAGAAGGCUGCCACCGUACUGCAGGAUGAGGAACAGAUGA